Messenger RNA from Mesocricetus auratus (golden hamster), 1204 nucleotides. RefSeq names its product olfactory receptor 51G2-like. Bases 1 to 951 code for a protein of 316 amino acids. The record is from RefSeq and is a predicted model, not a curated record. Gene Ontology annotation, molecular function: olfactory receptor activity; G protein-coupled receptor activity. Gene Ontology annotation, biological process: G protein-coupled receptor signaling pathway. Gene Ontology annotation, cellular component: membrane. Lineage: Eukaryota; Metazoa; Chordata; Mammalia; Rodentia; Cricetidae. The transcript has a single exon.
AUGUUCUGCAACACCAGCACGCCAGGUCAUUCCACCUUCCUCCUCACCGGCUUUCCAGGCCUGGAAGCCUCCCACCAUUGGGUAUCCAUUCCUAUCAACCUCAUCUGUGUGGUUUCCAUCCUGGGCAACAGCAUCAUCCUGUUCCUGAUCCGCACAGACCCAGCCUUACACGAACCCAUGUACAUCUUCCUGUCCAUGCUAGCGGCCUCUGAUCUGGGCCUCUGCGCCUCCACCUUCCCCACCAUGGUGCGGCUCUUCUGGCUGGGUAUUCGGGAGCUGCCCUUCGAUCUCUGUGCAGCACAGAUGUUUUUCAUCCACGCCUUCACCUAUGUGGAAUCUGGUGUGCUACUGGCCAUGGCCUUUGAUCGCUUCAUUGCCAUCCGGGAUCCUCUGCACUAUGCCACAAUCCUUCCCCACUCGGCAGUGGCCAAAGUCGGGGCUGCCAUUUUGUUAAGGGCCAUCCUGCUCAACCUCCCCGGACCCAUCCUUCUAGGACGCCUGCUCUUUCCCCAGGUCAGUGUCCUCUCCCACUGCUACUGCCUGCACUGUGACCUCGUGGGGCUGGCUUGCUCAGACACUCGGAUUAACAGCUCGGUUGGCCUGGUCUCCAUCCUCCUCUCACUGGGCCUCGACUCCUCCCUCAUCCUGCUGUCCUAUGCUCUGAUUCUGCGGACUGUGCUGAGCAUUGCAUCGCCCGGGGAACGGCUCAAGGCGCUCAACACGUGUGUCUCACACCUCUGCAUUGUUCUCAUCUUCUAUUUACCCAAGUUGGGGCUGUCUGUGCUGCACCGAGUGGAGAAACACAGCUACCCAGCUCUGGCAGUGCUCAUGGCCAACCUGCACUUCCUGGUGCCGCCCUUCAUGAACCCUGUCGUGUAUUGCAUCAAGUCGAAGCAGAUCCGCCAGGGCUUCUUAAAGCGCUUCCAGCAGAAGAGGGUUGACGUAUCCUAGGACAGCGGACCCAGUGGUACAUGACUUCAGUGGGCCACUAUGAAUCUUGGGGUGGGUGAGGUGGAGUGAAUGGGUUAACUUUUGAGGCCUUCAAAUGCCUUAACUGCUGCACACUUUGUGGGGCCUUCCUGGCGUCUAUAUUAUAGACUUCAGCCACUGAGCAUAUCAGAUGCUAUCCUGAUAAUCACUUUCCAUGUCCUAUUAAACCAGAGUUGACUAUCCUAGACUCAUACAUGCUGCAGCAUCGUACCCA